AUGCUGGGAUUACGUCGUUCAUCAAGAGUAGCAGCAAAACCACAACCACCAAAAGAAGAACAACCACCAACUAAAAAAUCAAAAACUUCUUCCACAACUUCAAAGACAAAAAAAUCACAACCACCAAAAGAAGAAAAUAAAAAAGAUCAAGAAGAAGAAAUAAUUGAUGAAUCAAUUGUAGAAAUAGAUAAUGAUUCGUUAACUUUAGAAAUUGGUGAUAAAUUACCAAGUUUAAAAUUAUUAAAUCAAAAUGGUGAAGAAAUUGAUUUACAAUAUGAAUCCAAGAAUCAUAAAUUCUUGGUUUUAUUUGCUUACCCCAAGGCAUCAACUCCAGGGUGUACUAGACAAGUAUGUGGAUUCCAAUCAAAUUUGAAAUUUUUCCAAGAUAAUGAUGCAGUUAUAUAUGGUAUAUCAUCAGAUUCUCCAAAAAAUCAAUUAAAUUUUAUUGAAAAACAACAUUUAGAAUAUGAUUUAAUAAGUGAUCCAAAAAAGCAAAUUAUAAGUAUAUUAGGAGCUAAAAAACCAGGUAAUGGAAUCAAGAGAUCUCAUUGGAUUUUUGUUGAUGGGAUUUUAAAAAUUAAAUCUUUACAAAUUUCUCCUGAACAAAGUAUUGAUGGUGCUAAAUCUGAAAUUGAAAAAAUCUUGAGUAGUGAUAAAAAUGGUAAAAAUGGUAAAGAGAAAAAUGGGAAAGAAGAUGAUAAAGAAAUCAGUGGAUUAGAACCUAAAAAUGAAGUUCAUGAAGAAGGUGGUUAUAAAGAAGAUAUAGAAGAUGAAAAACAUGAUCCAAUUACAACAAAAUAA
Messenger RNA from Lodderomyces jiufengensis, 801 nucleotides. RefSeq names its product thioredoxin peroxidase (gene DOT5). Bases 1 to 801 code for a protein of 266 amino acids. The record is from RefSeq and is a predicted model, not a curated record. Gene Ontology annotation, molecular function: thioredoxin peroxidase activity. Gene Ontology annotation, cellular component: cytoplasm. Gene Ontology annotation, biological process: cell redox homeostasis; cellular response to oxidative stress. NCBI's taxonomy places the organism in Eukaryota, Fungi, Ascomycota, Pichiomycetes, Serinales, Debaryomycetaceae. The transcript has a single exon.